Syzygium oleosum is the source of this 1004-nucleotide messenger RNA. Its product is annotated as E3 ubiquitin-protein ligase RSL1-like. The transcript is spliced from 2 exons. Gene Ontology annotation, cellular component: ubiquitin ligase complex; cytoplasm. NCBI's taxonomy places the organism in Eukaryota, Viridiplantae, Streptophyta, Magnoliopsida, Myrtales, Myrtaceae. Bases 48 to 1004 code for a protein of 318 amino acids. Gene Ontology annotation, biological process: positive regulation of proteasomal ubiquitin-dependent protein catabolic process; protein polyubiquitination; ubiquitin-dependent protein catabolic process. Gene Ontology annotation, molecular function: ubiquitin protein ligase activity; zinc ion binding; ubiquitin conjugating enzyme binding. The record is from RefSeq and is a predicted model, not a curated record.
UUUGUGCUUCCCGGACUGGCACACCGCGGGCUCGAACGAAGAAACCCAUGGCGACGGAGGAAGUCGCCGUCGAGAUCGUCGACGUCGACCGGUACGACGGGCCGGCGUCGCGCUUCUCCCCGAUCGCCGCCGGGGGCAAGACCAAGUCCGACGCCAUCUCCGUCGAGCAGUACACCGAGGACAGGGACCUCUACAAAGCGAUCGCCGCUUCUCUUCACCAAACCAGGCCCGAAAGCCUCGACGAGGGCGACGACGUGCGAGUCCUGGACUCGCUUCCAGCCGGAACCCGGUCGUCGUCUUCGCGAAAGCGGAAGAAGCCCUACAGUGGCUCAUCGGUCACCGAACCGGGUCAGGCGUCGAAUUCCGAGCCCGAUCCUUCGUUUGUCUGUGAGAUUUGCGUCGAGCCGAGGACGGGCGGCGACAUGUUUCGGAUCAAGGGCUGUAGUCACGCGUACUGCAACGAAUGCGUUACUAAGUACGUAGCUUCAAAGCUCCAAGACAACGUGACGCGCAUAGGCUGCCCCGUCUCGGGCUGCGGUGGCGUUCUGGAGCCGGUGUGCUGUAGCUCGAUACUCCCUCCGGAGGUGUUCGACCGUUGGGGCAAGGCGUUGUGCGAGGCUCUGAUCUUGGAGUCGGAGAGGUUUUACUGCCCGUAUAAGGAUUGCUCGGCCUUGUUGAUCAAGGACGGACGCAAGGCCAUGAGGGAGUCGGAGUGUCCGAACUGCCGGAGAUUGUUCUGCGUGAAGUGCAGAGUGCCGUGGCAUGCGGGCAUGGGGUGCCAGGAGUUUCAGAAGCUGAACGAGGGGGAGAGAGAGAGGGAGGACAUAAUGCUGAAGAAGCUGGCGGAGGAGAAGCAUUGGAGGAGGUGCCCUAAGUGCAGUUUCUACGUUCAGAAGAUUUCUGGUUGCGAGACGGUGCGGUGCAGAUUCUUUUACUAUGCUUACACUUCUAUUUCUACGCCUGCAUUCUGUGGUUCUUUGUAUGGUAAGUGUACCGUGGUGUGA